AUGAAAAAUCAUAAAAAUAAGGACUGUGAAAACACUGAGAAUCAUGACGUGCUUCAUACUAUAAAUCGAUACUGGCAUGCAAUCAUAAAUCGUUUAUCAGAAAAAAAUGUUGAAGAUCUCUUAAGUAUUUUGAAAUCAACCAACAGUGGAUUGAAUGAUAUUAAUCCUGAGUUAUUAUCAGAGGAAUAUAAUCGACAGAUGAUCCUCGGUUAUGUUAUUUAA
Molecule: messenger RNA, 222 nt
Organism: Clunio marinus
Lineage: Eukaryota; Metazoa; Arthropoda; Insecta; Diptera; Chironomidae
Source: the annotation of a GenBank genome assembly